Purpureocillium takamizusanense is the source of this 1860-nucleotide messenger RNA. It is a transcript of the gene DES1, whose product is annotated as sphingolipid delta-4 desaturase. The transcript is spliced from 2 exons. The record is from RefSeq and is a predicted model, not a curated record. Gene Ontology annotation, cellular component: membrane. Gene Ontology annotation, biological process: ceramide biosynthetic process. The coding region runs from base 363 to 1475 and encodes 370 amino acids. Lineage: Eukaryota; Fungi; Ascomycota; Sordariomycetes; Hypocreales; Ophiocordycipitaceae. Gene Ontology annotation, molecular function: sphingolipid delta-4 desaturase activity.
CACAAGUGCAACACUCCUCCGAGCCCUUUUUGCCCCUCAAACCAACACCUACCUUGCUUGCUUACCUACCUGCUGGCCAUCCACCCAUCCGUCGGUCGACAUAGCAUCCUCGCCCCUAUAAUUGUCCCUCGAACCCGGACUCUGACACGAACCCGAGCCGUCCCUGCGCCGACAUCGAAUUGGGAUCCGAGCGAAGCGAAGCGGCGGUGAACCCCAGCGGCAGAUGCCACCCCAUAAGACUUGACUAUCGUCUUGAAUAAACCUCGCGCGCGAGAUAUCCAACGCAGCUCGGCCGAGAGACGACGACGAUUUGCAUCUGCACCCUUUUGCAAAGCCUCUCGAGGCAGCCACACCACAGCACCAUGCCCUCGUCUGCGGCGACGACCGUCACCAAGACGCCCAAGGACAAGGCGCCCGAUGCCGGGGCCAGCGGCCAUGAAGCCGACGCGCACGACUUUUUCUGGACCUACACCGAGGAGCCGCAUCGCACCCGGCGCCUGGCCAUCAUCAAGGCCCAUCCCGAAAUCACCAAGCUGUGCGGCCCCGAACCCCUAACCAAGUACGUCGUCACGGGCGUUGUCGCCCUGCAGACGUUCCUGGCAUGGUAUCUUCAUGAGACGCCCUUCUGGUCGCUCAAGUUCUGGCUCGUGGCCUACGUUGUUGGCGCGACGGCCAACCAGAACCUAUUCCUCGCCAUCCACGAGAUCUCGCACAACCUCGCCUUCCGCAGCCCCGUUGCCAACCGCAUCUUCGCCAUCUUCGCCAACCUCCCCAUUGGCAUUCCCUACAGCGCCUCGUUCCGGCCCUACCACCUCACUCACCACAAGUCGCUUGGCGUCGACGGCGUCGACACGGACCUGCCCACCGCUCUCGAGGCGUUCGUCCUCGACUCCAUCCUCGGCAAGGCCUUCUUCUGCACCUUCCAAAUCUUCUUCUACGCCAUCCGCCCCAUGACCGUCUACCGCGUGCCCCUCACCCGCGUUCACUACCUCAACAUUGCCGCUCAGCUCGCCUUCGACUACGCGCUCGUCCGCCUCACUGGCGGCCCCAAAGCGCUCCUAUAUCUCCUCCUUUCCUCCUUCCUAGCCGGCAGUCUCCAUCCCGUCGCCGGCCACUUCAUCGCUGAGCACUACGUAUACGAGACGGUCACGCCCACGCAGCGCAACCCGGACAACGGCGUCCCCGUCCCCGAGACCUUCUCCUACUACGGGCCUCUCAACUGGCUCACCUACAACGUCGGCCUCCACAACGAGCACCACGACUUCCCCGCCGUGCCGUGGACCCGCCUCCCUGCCGUCUACGACAUCGCCCGCGAGUUCUACCAGGACCUGCCCCGCCACGAGAGCUGGAGCUACGCCAUUUGGCGCUUCAUCUGGGACCCCAACGUCGGGCUCAACUGCCGCGUCAAGCGUAAGCAGGGCGGCCGCAUUGUCGGCGGCGCCAUCAACUGGAAGGAGUCGGAGAUUCAGGCAUGAUGACCUCGAACAGACACAUUCUUCCGGGCCAGUGCUCAUGUAUACUCUUCCAAGGUGUUCAACAAGACAAAAGCACCUCUCUCUUUUCUCUCGUGGGACUUGCCAGCAGUCGGUAGACUAGGGAUGAUGAAUUGCAUAUUUGCUUUCUAUAGGCGUUUUGGGCAGCAGCAACAACAACAAUAACGGCGGGACCCGUCCAGUCAGAGCUUAAUUAGACCACGAAUGACCACGCCAGAUGUGAAGUGCACAUGCGGUGCGCAAGAUGGACUGUGACGAGCAAGCUGAGCAAACUUCCAAGACCACAACAAAAGGAAUUCCCAUGAUUCUGAAAGGCAAAAGUUGUAGACGUAGCUAGUACAAAAGCACCGCGACAACGACUCCUCAC